Molecule: messenger RNA, 1638 nt
Organism: Tarenaya hassleriana
Lineage: Eukaryota; Viridiplantae; Streptophyta; Magnoliopsida; Brassicales; Cleomaceae
Product: UDP-glucuronate 4-epimerase 1-like
Exons: 2
Coding region: 301-1638 (445 amino acids)
Source: RefSeq, a predicted model, not a curated record
AAAUACUCAAAAGUCGGGUUAUAUUAUUUCUGAUCAUUACAACGAAAAUACAGUGUAAUUUGUCUUCCCAAGAGCAUGUUUUGUUAAAUCCUCCAAAAUCCAAUCUGGCCGUCCAUUAACGCGUUCACGCGUGGCCUUCGUGGAAGGUCACCUCUGUAUAUAUACAUUGUCUCUCUCUCCAUCUUUUGGCAGGUGCAGGAACAUCACAGAUCCUCUCCUUGGUUUUCUCUGCACCUCUUCCCUUUCUCGCCUUUUUCCCUGGAUAUUUGAAUCUCUCUCUAUUCAGAAUCCACUGGAGAUAUGCCGUCUUUGGAGGAAGAGCUGUUCCCCUCGACCCCGGGAAAAUUCAAAAUCGACAGAAAUCACGCCAUGAAUCGCCAGUUCUACCGCUGCUUCGCCUCCACAAGCACCAUGUUCUUAUGGGCUCUCUUCCUCAUUGCCUUGACGGCUUCAUAUCUGAGCUUCCAGAGCUUCGUCGAUUCCGGAAGCCGCUACUUCUCCGCCUCCUGGGGCGGCAUUCAAUGGGAGAAGCAGGGGGAGAAGCCGGUCCGGAGCUCCGCGCAGAUCCACCGCUCCGGUGGAAUGUCUGUUCUCGUCACCGGCGCUGCCGGAUUCGUCGGAAGCCACGUGUCCCUUGCCUUGAGGAAGCGCGGCGAUGGUGUCGUCGGACUGGACAACUUCAACAGCUACUACGAUCCGUCCCUGAAGAAGGCGCGGAAAGCUCUGCUCAGCGACCAUGGGAUCUUCGUCGUGGAGGGAGACGUGAACGACGCGAAGCUACUCGCUAAACUCUUCGACGUGGUGGCGUUCACGCACGUGAUGCACCUGGCGGCGCAGGCUGGCGUACGGUACGCGAUGGAGAAUCCGCAUUCGUACGUGCACAGCAACAUCGCCGGACUCGUGACGCUCCUCGAGAUCUGCAAAUCAGCGAAUCCUCAGCCGGCGAUCGUGUGGGCGUCGUCGAGCUCCGUCUACGGCCUCAACGACAAGAGCCCGUUCUCUGAGGCCGAUCGCACGGACCAGCCGGCGAGCCUGUACGCCGCGACGAAGAAAGCCGGCGAGGAAAUCACCCACACAUACAACCAUAUAUACGGCCUCGCCAUUACCGGAUUGCGAUUCUUCACGGUGUACGGACCCUGGGGGCGACCCGAUAUGGCGUACUUCUCCUUCACCCGAAACAUCCUCCAGGGGAAACCGAUAACCAUAUACCGGGGAAAGAACAGAGUGGAUUUGGCCCGCGACUUCACAUACAUCGACGACAUAGUCAAAGGGUGUCUGGGCUCGCUGGACACGUCGGGUAAGAGCACCGGGUCGAGCGGGAAAAAGCGGGGACCCGCACCGUACCGGAUCUUCAAUCUGGGGAACACAUCUCCGGUGACGGUGCCGAAUCUGGUGGAUAUACUGGAGAGGCAUCUAAAGGUGAAGGCAAAGAGGAAUGUGGUGGACAUGCCCGGAAACGGAGACGUGCCCUUCACGCAUGCCAACACAAGCGCGGCUCGAAUGGCGUUCGGGUACAAGCCCACCACGGAUCUUCAGACGGGGUUGAAGAAGUUCGUGAGGUGGUAUCUGUCCUAUUACGGCUACAAUCACGGCAAAGCCUCUAAGUCACAAGUAAACUCGCUUUCCAUUUUUACUUAA